Molecule: messenger RNA, 617 nt
Organism: Drosophila kikkawai
Lineage: Eukaryota; Metazoa; Arthropoda; Insecta; Diptera; Drosophilidae
Product: ATPase inhibitor mai-1, mitochondrial
Biological process (GO): negative regulation of ATP-dependent activity
Cellular component (GO): mitochondrion
Molecular function (GO): ATPase inhibitor activity
Source: RefSeq, a predicted model, not a curated record
UUAAACUUUUGUCGUCAUUUGAAGAAAAGUAAGUAAAGCUGCUCCGCAGUUUUCCCGGCAUUUAAACCUAUAAGCAAAUUGUGACUACUUAAAAAGCAAAGCAGAAUGUUCGUGGUUCGUCGUAGCGCAGCCCGCCUGUACCCCGCUGGAGUCCAGCUGGCUAAGAUGAGCAACAGCCAGGUGGGCGACCUGGGCAGUGGCGCCGGCAAAGGAGGCGGCGGCGGUGGCUCCAUUCGCGAGGCUGGUGGUGCCUUCGGCAAGCUGGAGGCUGCCCGCGAGGAGGAGUACUUCUACAAGAAGCAAAGGGAGCAGCUGGAUCGCCUGAAGAACGACCAGAUCCACCAAGCUGAGUUCCAUCACCAGCAGAUCAAGGAGCACGAGGAGGCCAUCCAGCGCCACAAGGAGUUCCUCAACAAUCUGCACAAGUGAGAUGCUGGGCCACCCGGUAGCAGAAGUGUGUUUACUCGAGACAUUUACUUAAUUGCAUUUCACGCUCUAUUUGUAAUACUUGUUUCCAAGAUGUCCCCCCUCGCUCGAUUAAAAAUAACUCAAAGAAGAAAUGUUCAUUGUAUUCGAAAAAUCCCAUGAAUAAAACAACAAUAUUUUAAAGGCUUUAA